AUGUAUCCCCAGACACCUUCCGAGUAUGCUGGCCAGAUGCAGUAUGGGCAGGUCACUCCCGGAGCUGGAGAUGGGAUUGACGAGUACUAUGAGAAUUUGCCUCCCCAGUGGACAGGAGUUGAAACCUCUCCCUACGCAGCUGUCCACAAUCCUUACACCACUACAUCUACCUAUCCGUCCGCUGCCAUUUUAACCCCGAUCAGUCUUCCAGACAGCUCCUUCGUGCAUGCAAGACCCAGUCCAGUUCUCAGCCAUCAUUCUCAAGAUUACCAGUACAACAUAUCCGAGUCUGUUGCGCAGCAUGGACUUGGCAUCACCGCUCCCUUCCCAAACGACUUCCCGCGAACUGUAACCGCUGGAAUUGGACACACCAUAGAUGAUUAUGACUUUGGACAUCCCGAAGCCGGGCUGUCGCCCCAACCGCCAGCAGCGAAAAGAGUCCGCAGAGGCAGUUCAAAACCUGCUGGCCCUGCCCGUGAAACUCCAGUGUCGAUAUUGCCGCACCCAGAAGGACUCCAGCGACUAGAGCAAGAACGACGGCAAGGGUACAUUGAUCCCCAUCCCCAGCAGCGGCCUCGCGCUCCCGGCCGAGGGCGGCGCGACCCACAAGCCGAAGAAGAAGAUGCCUUUGUCAAGGGCCUGCGCGAACAGAACCUAGCAUGGAAAGUCAUCCGAGAGAUGUUCCGCAACAGGUUCAAUAAAGAUGCGUCAGAAGCACGCCUGCAGAUGCGGAUGCUGCGGCGGCGCAAAGAACGUCUAGCGCGGUGGGACGAAAAUGAUAUCCAGCUACUGAUCACGGCUCGAGAACACUGGGAGCGUGAAAAGUAUCGGUUCAUAGCUGAAAAGAUGAAAGAGUUGGGUGCCAAAAGGACCUAUACGGCACAGCAAUGUGAAGCUCAACUACGAGACUUGGAGGCUGAAAAUCGAGAUCGCGUCAGUGCUCCAGUAUCGCGAACACCUGACACCUCCCAUUCUCGAAAACGAUCCUGGCUGGACUUUUCUGGAGGAGGCGGCACGGCGUAG
Molecule: messenger RNA, 1023 nt
Organism: Aspergillus clavatus NRRL 1
Lineage: Eukaryota; Fungi; Ascomycota; Eurotiomycetes; Eurotiales; Aspergillaceae
Exons: 4
Coding region: 1-1023 (340 amino acids)
Source: RefSeq, a predicted model, not a curated record